This is a messenger RNA of Polypterus senegalus (gray bichir), 1662 nucleotides long. Its product is annotated as POU domain, class 3, transcription factor 4. The transcript has a single exon. Lineage: Eukaryota; Metazoa; Chordata; Cladistia; Polypteriformes; Polypteridae. The coding region runs from base 62 to 1150 and encodes 362 amino acids. Gene Ontology annotation, cellular component: nucleus. Gene Ontology annotation, biological process: regulation of transcription by RNA polymerase II; brain development. Gene Ontology annotation, molecular function: DNA-binding transcription factor activity, RNA polymerase II-specific; RNA polymerase II cis-regulatory region sequence-specific DNA binding. The record is from RefSeq and is a predicted model, not a curated record.
UGUCAAAGGCUGAAGCGGUUCCCUUUGCCACAAUAUAACUAGUAGGGGAUCUACACUAGCCAUGGCCACAGCUGCCUCGAAUCCCUACAGCAUUCUCACUUCCAACUCUAUGGUUCAUACAGACUCCUCGGUCAUGCAGCAAGGGAGUUCUUUUAGAAAUCACCAGAAACUUCUCCAAAGUGACUAUCUGCAGGGAGUCCCCAGCAACGGACAUCCUCUUGGGCACCAAUGGGUGACCAGCUUAUCUGAAGGAAGCCCGUGGUCAACGACAUUAGCAGGUAGCCCUCUAGAGCAACAAGAUGUUAAACCUGGAAGGGAAGAUCUGCAACUCGGGGCUAUCAUCCAUCACAGGUCUCCCCACGUUGCUCAUCACUCGCCCCAUACAAAUCAUCCAGGUGCGUGGGGAGCUACCGGAGCUCAUAACUCAUCUCUAAACAACGGUGGACAGCCUAUCAACAUUUACGCACAGUCUGGGUUCACGGUCAAUGGUAUGUUGGAUCAUGGGGGUCUAACGCCACCUCCAACAUCAGCACCAAGCCAAAGCUUACACCCAGGGCUCAGAGACACCCCGGAGCACGGAGAUAUAGGAGCCCAUCACUGCCACGACCAUUCAGACGAGGAGACUCCAACCUCGGACGAGUUGGAACAGUUCGCUAAACAAUUCAAACAAAGGCGCAUCAAACUGGGUUUCACGCAGGCAGAUGUCGGACUUGCACUGGGGACCCUGUAUGGCAACGUCUUUUCCCAGACUACCAUCUGCAGGUUUGAAGCCCUGCAGCUCAGCUUUAAGAACAUGUGCAAACUGAAGCCCUUGUUAAACAAGUGGCUGGAGGAAGCGGACUCCUCCACUGGCAGUCCGAGCAGCAUUGAUAAAAUCGCAGCUCAAGGAAGGAAACGCAAGAAAAGAACGUCCAUUGAGGUGAGCGUCAAAGGGGUUCUGGAAACCCAUUUCCUCAAGUGUCCCAAACCUGCGGCCCAAGAGAUCACUUCUUUGGCGGACAGCCUGCAGUUAGAGAAAGAAGUGGUUCGCGUCUGGUUUUGUAACAGGCGGCAAAAAGAGAAAAGAAUGACUCCUCCGGGGGAGCAGCAACCGCACGAGGUAUAUUCACACAAUGUUAACACGGACACUUCAACAUGUCGCGAUCUCUGACCACAGCGAUGGGAUCCCGAAAACAACCCAAAAGACUCCCUUUGUGAAGAAUGGAAAUCUUAGAGGCUUUUUAAAUUAUGGGUCUUAUUUUUUUCCCUCGGCUCGUAUGAUGAAUUGAUAGGAAUAUAAAGAAAAGAUACAGAACCUUAUUUUUUUUCGAAGUUGGGCGGUAUCUCUCGACAGUGUUUUUUUCCACAAAGGACCCUGUUUAUUACAAAAUUAUUAUUAUUAUUUUUAAUAUGUUUGAUUUUAUGCUUUUGUUUUGUCUUUCUUCAAGGAUUAAAAUACAGACAUGUGCCUAUUAACCUUCCAGCGCCUUCGUUUUUCGCAACAUAUAUAUCAGGUGAAUCAGUUACGUUAUGGGCAAUUUCUCUUUGUUUUCUAUUUUUUAUACUACAUUGCUAUGCGAGUUCUGGGUAUGCUACAUUUUUCAUCAGGGGCUGCUUAAAAGAAGAUGGGCGGGGGAGAGUUAAAGUGUGUUCAGUUACUAAGUACUUGUACAAAAAAAAAAA